AUGGCCUGCAUUGAGGAAGAGGCGAGGCGCGUGUUCCAGUUGAUCGACUCGGAUCGCGACGGUUGGGUGAGUCUGGAGCAACUGCAGCUUUACCUCCUCCACGACGGCUUCUCGGACGGCGAUGUCGAGGUAGGCGUUGUUUUCACACUCCUCACACAAACCACCCUUUCCAUUUCGCCAAUCCCCGCUCCACACUCACCGCUGGUGAAAACACACACACCGGCCCAGCCACUCUUUGCCCCUCCUUCACAACCUUCCCUCCCCCUACACACACACACACACACACAGUUCUGUCUAUGUAUGUGUCGUUGUUUAUGUGUGUGUUUGUGUAUGUGUGUGUGUGUGUGUGUUGUAUGUGUAGAAGGGCAUAAAUUCGCCAGGUUGAAGAUCACAAAACGAAGCGAUAGGCAAAGCAUAUACAAAAAUCGACAAGUGACUAUGAAAAUGUAA
Messenger RNA from Protopolystoma xenopodis, 450 nucleotides. NCBI's taxonomy places the organism in Eukaryota, Metazoa, Platyhelminthes, Monogenea, Polystomatidea, Polystomatidae. The record is from the annotation of a GenBank genome assembly.